This is a messenger RNA of Myotis myotis, 3222 nucleotides long. RefSeq names its product cilia and flagella associated protein 92 (putative) (gene CFAP92). The record is from RefSeq and is a predicted model, not a curated record. NCBI's taxonomy places the organism in Eukaryota, Metazoa, Chordata, Mammalia, Chiroptera, Vespertilionidae. The transcript is spliced from 15 exons.
AUGUCGCUGCAAGCCUGGGACUGGGAGGAUGAGGACAUGGAGAGCAUGGGGCCCAUGUCCUCCUUGGGCAGCUUUUGCCAAUCCAUGAGCGAGUGUGAUGUGGAGGACUACAUGAAUGCCAGGUCCCGGGCCCUCGAGUCAGAGUCUGACCAUCUGUACAGCAGCACCGCGUCCUCCAGCACUUUAAACGCUGACGUGCCCCAGGUGGUCCCCUGCAAAUUCAUCAUCUCACUGGCCUUCCCCGAGACUGUGAGUCCGAAGAGAAAAUUUGUAAGUUUGCUCGAAAAAUACAGGAAACGCUCCAAAAUGGAAAAAUCUGUUGCAAAGGGUCAUCGUAUCUACCAUAUUGAGUAUUUUCUUCUGCCAGAAGAUAAAGAGCCUAAAAUCAUUGACAUGGUGGUGUUUCCAUCGGUGGUCAAAUUGUUCAUGGAUACGGGAGUAAAGACCAUGAAGCCACGUCAGGAAGGAAACAAAGUCUGGGUGUCAUGGACCCAAAGGUUUAACAUCAACGUGACAAAGGAAUUACUAAAGAAAAUCAAUUUUCACAAAAUCACCUUUAGGCUCUGGGACACUACGGACCGGGUUUCCAAAAAAAUCAGGUUUUAUCGAAUAAAGUCUUCUGCCUACUCAGAAGACGGAGGAUCUUUUGCCAAGAACGAAGUGAAACAUUUGUUUUCAAAUGAGAAGAGACCAUCCGAACAAGGCAGUCCAGCCAAAAUUGAGUGGAGCCAGGCGUAUGAUCCGAUCUCUCUGGUCCCUGGUUUUUUUCAUCUUUUUAUUUAUUUUUAUCUUUGUGAAUUUUUCAAAUGGAGAAUUUCAGGAAUACCAACUAUUUCUUUGGGAGGAGCAACAGUGAUGGAGAUGAAGGAAUUAAUUGAGAGACCAUUAUUUAGCAGCUUAACAAACAUCAUAUAAAAGCAAAACUUUCAAAUUAAAUGGAAAGAGUCAGAAAAGGUAAGGAGAAGACGGCAAAGAUCGAAGAAAUACCGAGAAGAGGAUACUGACGCCAAGCUGCCAGACUACUGGAGAGAGGGCGCCUUCUCUGUCCAGCUGGCAAUAAUGCCGCUCCUUGCAGGAUGGCAAACUGUCGUGAGUCGUGGCAGUAAAACGUCUGCCAACAUUUUAGAUUGUUUUUUGACUUUAAAAACAGAAGUUCCCAUCAUGACAGAGGAGCAAAAGCAGGACUUAAACCCCCUGAUCAUAAAGAUCAAAGGUAUUUCCUGCCUUCCAUCACAACCUGUGCCCAUCGAUGAACUAGAGAGGCUCUGCACCCCCGUGUACUGCAAGUACCAGUUUCAUAAGACUCCCGUUCACCAGACCGAGGGGCGGCCCCAUGGAAACCACGUCUCCUUCCAGGACGUCAAUGUCAUCUUUCUUGGGGCAAUGAGCUCCAAUGACCUGAGGGAAUACCUGGAGGGCCCCCCAAUGGUGGUAGAAGUUCAUGAUCGAGACCGAAAGUCAGAGGAGUAUUCCCGGAAGCCCACCCUGUUUGGGGAGGACCCUAUGGAUUCAUACAUCAACUUUCAGGCCUUCAUCUCUCCCGAAGAGACAAAGAACAACCCCUUUGAAUCCCAAAACAAGAUGUGGGACCCAUAUGGAGUCGCACUAGUAAGUUUUGCUGACCUCCUCCUCGGCCACAAGUACUUGAACUUGGCUAUCCCCAUCCACAACUGUAAGUCCAAGCCCCCACACCAUGACGAGGACGGCAGGAGCAGGAAGGUUGUGGGAUUUAGGGCCCCUAAAGAUUCCCAUCACGGCCCAAUGCCAAUGGGCAACUACAUAGACGCCAACUCCCUGCUCAAGCUGCGAGUGGAUGUCACGGUGCCACUGCGGACCAUGACAGAAGCCCCUGAUUCAGACUUCAUGGGCACCCAGUUUGGCCGCAUCGUUUUCGUAUUUGACAGCAAGAAGAUCUCCCUCCUGUAUAGCCUGCUGCAGGACAUCACCAUGAUCAAUGCCAAAGCCCUCGACCUGGACUCCUACCCUAUCACGAUCCUCCAGCAGAUCCUGUCCGCCUUUAAGAUUCGGGUGAAGGUCCAGGAAAGGCCGGACCUGGAUGUGCUCACCGGCUUCCACCUGCUGGAUGGGAAGAUCCACCUCCUCAUCUUGGAGGGCUUGGCUGACCAAGGCUUGAAGCGGCUGUGGGAGAGCCACCAAAGCCGGAUCACCAAAGCAGAGUGCGGGAAACACAAGGUGCUCUACAACUCCCAGCUGCUGUUUCAGCAGCGCCUCUACGCAGACCUGGACACCAUCCUGUACCACAUGCACCUCUGCAAGCCACUGUCUCAGCUCAUGAAGCACGUGGCGCUCCACCUCCGCGACAGGGUGAUGCAGAAGGCCUUCCGGGCCCUGACCAGGAUCUACUGCAUCUGCCAUUACAGCACCAAGCUCAGGGAGGUGAUCACCCAAGACCUGCUGCCUUCCUCCACCAUGAUCAAGCACUUGAGCCAGGAGUUUGGCUUGCCCAUUUCCCUAGAAGAACUCACCGACGAGGAGAAACUUUUGGCCACCCCACCUCAACCCACCUCCACGCAUGACCUGCAAAGUCGGAAAUUCACCCUCAACACUGAUAUCCUCGCCCACCAGGAGAAGUACCUGCAGUGGCGGAACAGGGUGAUGAAGAAAAGAUACGAGACUCGCAAUCUGAUCCAGAAAAACAUCAGGGAAGCCUACCAGAUGAGCAGGAAGUCCCCAAAGCCCGUGGUGAGGGUGAUUCGGGGCUCGAUCCCUGCUACAGAGGAUGUGUACAACUACAGCAUUCAGACCCUGAACUCCACAGAGCUGGUCAAGAAGAAGCUGUACAGUGAGAUGGACAAGGAGCCAUGGAAAAGAUACGCGUAUUCACAGCGCUUCCUCUCAGCCAUGGUGGAGACUCGGAAUUUAAAGGAAGAGGAGAAGAAAGCCAAGGAGAAGUCCCGCCAGGCCUGGCUCACAACCAAUGGGUUCCGAGUGAUAGGUCUUCAUAAAAGCACUGAGAGCGACCACCACCUCGACCUGCUGCCCAUUGGCGCCACCACAGAGCUGACCGAGGAGUGGAGGGAAAACGCACUGUUUGCUAACGUGAUGAGGCCUGUGCUGGACCGAGACAGGUGGAGCUGGGACCAGCGCCUUCGGGACUUUGAUCUGUACAGGAAGCCACCGCCUUUCUUCAAGGCGCCCGCUUCUCGGACCCUGAACCCAGCCACAGCCGAUUGCAGCUUAUACUUGGAGGGAAAGGAGUGA